AUGCCGGAGCCCACCAAGCCCCUCUCCCCCCGCCCAAGCCGCGACCUCUGCCUCGGCUCCGCCCUCCUCGCCGUCGUCAUCUCCACCCUCGUCCACCUCCUCUCCCCGCCACCUCAGCCAGCCCCCUCCCCGCGCUUCUCCGUCAUCAUAGACGCCGGCAGCACCGGUACCCGGGCCCACGUAUUCUCCUUGGGGCCCGAUGGCCGGCCGGAUCUGGCGUGCUCCGCCGUGAUGCGCGUCUCCCCGGGGCUCUCCUCUUUCGCCGCGGACACGGCGCGCGCGGCGGAGUCGCUGCGGCCUCUGAAUGAAUUUGCCAAGGAGAAGGUAGGUGGCGAGGGGGCCGUCGCGGCAACAGAAGUGUGGCUGAUGGCAACCGUCGGCCUGCGGCUACUCGAGGAGAGCGUCCGGGAGGCGAUAUUGGUGUCCUGCAGGAACGCUCUCAGGGCCUCCGGGUUCCGGUUCGAGGACUCAUGGGCCAAGGUGAUCCCAGGUUCUGAUGAAGGCGUCUAUGCUUGGGUUGCGGCAAACUAUGCUCUGGGCACACUUGGAAUGUUGAAUGAUGAAGAUUUCUCACGGUAUUGCUUCUCGUCAGCAUACAUUGUAGCUCUGCUGCACGACAGCCUUGGUGUACCAUUGGAUGACAAGAGGAUUCUAGGGGCAUCAGGGGCUGCCGCAGCACCGACACAUAAGCAUAGACCACUCCUCGUUGUGCUGGGAGCGUUUCUUACCUGUGGAGUAUUUUUGGUGUUGAGAUGGAGGAAGCCCAAGACAAGGAUUAUAUAUGAUUUAGAGAAAGGUCGAUACAUUAUAACACGCAUCAGCUGACGCUGUGUGUUGUGUAGGU
Molecule: messenger RNA, 844 nt
Organism: Hordeum vulgare subsp. vulgare (domesticated barley)
Lineage: Eukaryota; Viridiplantae; Streptophyta; Magnoliopsida; Poales; Poaceae
Product: probable apyrase 6
Exons: 4
Coding region: 1-825 (274 amino acids)
Biological process (GO): nucleoside diphosphate catabolic process
Cellular component (GO): membrane
Molecular function (GO): nucleoside diphosphate phosphatase activity
Source: RefSeq, a predicted model, not a curated record